UGGUCAAACGUAAGUUUGUCAUACUUCAAACUGCACGUGGUAAUCUGACAAGACAGACGACAAAAAAUAGAAUAUUGCCUAAAAUGGAUUCUCUAGACGAAUUCCUUCAAUUUUUAACUCCUGAUACAAGACUAGAUCUAAAGGUUUUCGCAGUAGAACAAGUUUUAGGCAUGACAGCAAAAGAAGAAGGCCGAGCUCUGAUGUGCAAAAACUUGAAAAUAUUGCAACAUCUAAUCAAGCUCUGUGAUGAUAAAGUGCCUGGAGUUGCUCGGGAUUCCUGUCUUGCUCUUGUGAACAUAUCAGGCGAUGAAGAAGGGGCACUCGCAUUGCUCUCUGAAGAGCAUGGCAAUACUGAGAGUCAGGGGUUUGUGAGGCAGAUGAUAGACCUCGCCCUUGAUCCGCAGAGCCCUCUUGCAGAUCCUGCACUGAUGGUCUUAUCAAACAUCACUCGACCAUCUCAACUAACGAGUCAGAUUCUUUCACUUAUCGUUGGUGAUGAUAGAAAAGACAGUUAUGAUGAGAAGAAAGUCUAUGAACUACUGGAGCGUAUCAUGUCAGCUCUUACCUCUACAAAAUACAAUUCUUUAGGUGCUAAUUUACAUUAUCUAGGACCCCUGCUCAGCAAUCUCAGUCAGGUGCCAGUUGUUAGGAGGUUCAUAUUGGAUCAUGAGAGAAAAGUGAUUCAUCGAUUGAUUCCCUUCACUGAGUUCAAGGAUUCACUUGUGCGAAGAGGGGGUGUGGUUGGAUGUUUAAGGAAUUGUUGCUUUGAUAUGGAUGAACAUUCCUGGCUUCUUGGUCCAGAUGUUGAUAUUCUUCCCCAUUUAUUGCUACCUUUGGCUGGCCCAGAGGAAUUUGAUGAUGAGGAUAAUAGUAAACUUCCAGUUGACCUGCAAUGGCUUCCUGAAGAUAAGAAAAGGGAGAGUGAUCCUGAUAUCCGAAGAAUGUUACUAGAGGCGCUAGAGCAACUCUGCGCGACAAAAAUUCAUAGAGAAUACAUGAGGGAACAUAAUGUCUACAUUAUUCUGAGAGAACUUCACAAAUGGGAAAAAGAUCGCCAAGUGCUCCUUGCAUGUGAAAAUCUGGUAGACCUGCUAAUCAGGAAAGAAGAGGAGAUCGGAGAAGAUAAUUUGCGCUCAGUUGAAGUUCCCGAGGAUCUUGUCUCAAAGUUUGAGAAGAUGGACAAAGACUUUUUGGAAGACAACUAAUUUUUUCUGAAACAUAUAUUUUAAUCUGUACAUUGAAAAAGAUUUAAAUAUAUUACCGCGGUACCUGUUCA
Frankliniella occidentalis (western flower thrips) is the source of this 1276-nucleotide messenger RNA. Its product is annotated as protein HGH1 homolog. Lineage: Eukaryota; Metazoa; Arthropoda; Insecta; Thysanoptera; Thripidae. The transcript has 6 exons. The record is from RefSeq and is a predicted model, not a curated record. The coding region runs from base 84 to 1205 and encodes 373 amino acids.